AUGUAUCCGACAUUUUUUCGAAUGGUACCAGGAUAUCGAAAUUUGAAUUUGGCUCGCUGCCACCUGGUCCAUCAGUUCAACUGGACUCGUGUUGGUACCUUGAAGCAAAGUGAUGAUCCGCGUUUCGCACUGUGUGUGUUUUGUAAUGUUAAUCGCAGUGCCGUUUGGAUGAAAUAUAAUCCUCAUUCACUGAAGUAUCUUCAAAUUCAAAAUAUCGCUUUCUCUGAGAUGCGGCAGACAUUCGGAGAAACGCGAGUGGUCGCAAAAUCGUUGGCUGUGCGAAUUUUAUGCGAAGCAUUUCAAAAAGGAAUUUAUGGCGAAAAUUAUGCGUGGAUUCUACCUGGCUAUCACAGAAGUAACUGGUGGCGCGACACAUCCGAAGUAAACUGUACGGUGGAGCAACUCGCCGAGGUUGUUGAGGGGCAUUUUGCUGUCGAAUUUUCACCUUACUCACAACGCUUUGCGCGGCUCACUGUGGCCAAUAAAACAGUGUUGACGAUUCGCUCGGAGCUUGAAGAUGGUCGCGGCUCAGCAGCGGAGCGCGUUUUCAAAGGCUAUGUCUAUGAUGGACUGUGGACAUUGAGUCUGGCUAUUGAAGAGGUGAUACGGCGAAUUGGACACAAAUGA
Messenger RNA from Gongylonema pulchrum, 627 nucleotides. The record is from the annotation of a GenBank genome assembly. NCBI's taxonomy places the organism in Eukaryota, Metazoa, Nematoda, Chromadorea, Rhabditida, Gongylonematidae.